Messenger RNA from Durio zibethinus, 864 nucleotides. Its product is annotated as sphinganine C4-monooxygenase 2-like. NCBI's taxonomy places the organism in Eukaryota, Viridiplantae, Streptophyta, Magnoliopsida, Malvales, Malvaceae. The record is from RefSeq and is a predicted model, not a curated record. Gene Ontology annotation, molecular function: iron ion binding; oxidoreductase activity. Gene Ontology annotation, biological process: lipid biosynthetic process.
AUUGCUGCUAUUUGACCCUUUCUUCCAAGAUCUCUUUUCCAUAGAGUUCGAAGUAGUGCAAUUAAGUUCAUAAUUUUCAUGGAUUUGGCAAUAUCAAAUGAUGAAUUCAUGGGCAUUUUCGUGCCAAUUCUGGUCUAUUGGAUAUACUCAGGGAUGUAUGUGAUCUUAGAGUCUUUUGAGAAAUACAAGUUGCAUUCCAAGAAAGAAGAGGAGGAGAAGAAUUUGGUGUCCAGAAAAACGGUCAUCAUGGGUGUUCUUCUCCAGCAAACCUUUCAGGCUAUUGUCUUCUUCCUCUUGUUUAAGGCGACAGGAGGAAAUGAUGCUGGGGAGGAUUCUGCUGUGCAACCAUCUUCCUUUAUUGUUAUAGCUAGACAACUUGUUGUAGCUAUGCUGUUUUUGGAUACUUACCAAUAUUUCACACACAGAUACAUGCACCACAACAAAAUCCUAUAUCGACACUUCCAUUCUCAUCAUCACCGGCUUGUUAUACCCUAUGCAUUUGGAGCUUUCUACAGUCACCAAGUUGAUGGGCUUCUCUUUGACACCAUCGGGGGAGCCUUAUCGGCUUUUCUGUCUGGCAUGUCUCCCCGAACUUCCUGCUAUUUCUCCUGCUUUGCCACUAUCAAAGCAAUAGAUGACCAUUGUGGAAUGUUGCUACCUGGAAACCCCUUUCAUAUAUUUUUUUGGAACAAUACUGCAUUCCAUUAUAUCCACCAUCAGCUUCAUAGCGCCAAAUACAACUUCUCACAACCUUUCUUCAUUAUGUGGGAUAGAAUUAUGGGAACCUAUAUGCCUUAUUCGCUUGAAAAAAGAGCAGAAGGGGGCUUCGAAGUACGGCCUAUAAAAGAGAGCAAGGAUGAUUGA